This is a messenger RNA of Acanthosepion pharaonis, 579 nucleotides long. The record is from the annotation of a GenBank genome assembly. Lineage: Eukaryota; Metazoa; Mollusca; Cephalopoda; Sepiida; Sepiidae.
AUGACAUCUUCAUACACCUUCCCCGACUAUUCGCUCUCGCUUCCUUAUUUUCUUUCUUUUUCUUUUUCUGUCAUUUUCUUUUUUUCUUUUCCUUUCUCUCUACCAGCAUUGUGUGUUUUUUUUUUUCUUUCUCCCUUUUUUAAUACUUCCUCUCUCUCAAAAUAUAGGGAUCUUUGCAGUUUCCACCCGACUAUCUCUCCCAUUUUGUCUAUUCAAAGAUUUUCUAUCUUUCCAGGCAUUUUUCUUUAUUUUCUCUUUCUACCAGCAUGUUUUCUCUAUUUCUCCUUUCUUUCUCUUUCUCCUUUCUUUCUCUAUUUCUCCUUUUAUUUCUUUUUCCUUUUAUCUCUUUUUCCUUUUAUCUCUUUUUCCUUUUAUUUCUUUUUCCUUUUUAUUUCUUUUUCCUUUUUAUUUCUUUUUCCUUUUUAUUUCUUUUUCCUUUUUAUUUCUUUUUCCUUUUUAUUUCUUUUUCCUUUUUAUUUCUUUUUCCUUUUUAUUUCUUUUUCCUUUUUAUUUCUUUUUCCUUUUUAUUUCUUUUUUUCUUUGCAACACAUUUCCUUUUUUUCUCUAUCUUCCUUUUAA